AGCCUAGGGGCGCGGGCGGGGACAGAGCUCGCGCGCUCGCUGCUGGAGUGUGAUGGCCCUGCGAGGCUGCAGCCCUCGACCUUACCCGGAGUUGGCGGCGAGAGACUCGCGGAGGCGCAGGGUUCCGGGCGAGCUCUGAGCGCGCUCCAAGCGCCCCGGGACGCGGUCCACGUCCACGGGCUCGGACGAAGGCGAGGAUCCACUCUCAGCUUUGCUGCUCGUGGUCUUCCGGAUCAUGUCCGCGGCUCCCGGGACUCCGCGCUGUAAAAGAAGUUUGCCCAGCGUGGACCCAAAGACCUUUCCAAGCCGUGCGUCUCCCUGCCUGGACUGGAUCUAAACGCCACUGCCUAGACGAACCUUUCCACGGGAGGGGUUUCUCUUCGCGCUGUUGUCUCUGUUUCCGGCGGAGCCCCACGCCCACCCGCCUCUGAGUCCUGGAAGAAAGGGGCGGCUCCCUCCGCCCCCCAGCAUCCAGGAACAUGGGGAGCAAGGCCCUGCCGGCGCCCAUCCCGCUCCAUCCGUCGCUGCAGCUCACCAAUUACUCCUUCCUGCAGGCGGUGAACACCUUCCCCGCCGCGGUGGACCACCUGCAGGGCCUGUACGGCCUCAGUGCCGUGCAGACCAUGCACAUGAACCACUGGACACUGGGGUACCCCAACGUGCACGAGAUCACCCGCUCCACCAUCACGGAGAUGGCGGCGGCCCAGGGGCUGGUGGAUGCGCGCUUCCCCUUCCCGGCUCUGCCCUUUACCACCCACCUCUUCCACCCCAAGCAGGGAGCCAUCGCCCAUGUCCUCCCGGCCUUGCACAAGGAUCGGCCCCGUUUUGACUUUGCCAACUUGGCGGUGGCCGCCACGCAAGAGGACCCCCCUAAGAUGGGAGACCUGACCAAGCUGAGCCCGGGCCUCAGUAGCCCCAUCUCCGGCCUCAGUAAAUUGACUCCGGACAGAAAGCCCUCCCGAGGGAGGUUGCCCUCCAAAACGAAAAAAGAAUUUAUCUGCAAGUUUUGCGGCAGACACUUUACCAAAUCCUACAACUUGCUCAUCCAUGAGAGAACCCACACAGACGAGAGGCCGUACACAUGUGACAUCUGCCACAAGGCCUUCAGGAGACAAGAUCAUCUGCGGGAUCACAGGUAUAUCCAUUCCAAAGAAAAACCCUUCAAAUGUCAGGAGUGUGGGAAAGGAUUUUGUCAAUCUAGAACUCUUGCAGUUCACAAAACUUUACACAUGCAGGAAUCUCCACACAAAUGUCCCACAUGUGGAAGAACCUUUAAUCAGAGAAGUAAUCUGAAAACUCACCUUCUCACCCAUACAGACAUCAAGCCCUACAGCUGCGAGCAGUGCGGCAAAGUGUUCAGGCGAAACUGUGAUCUGCGGCGGCACAGCCUGACUCACACCCCGCGGCAGGACUUCUAGAGAAGCCCAGGAUCUGUCCCCUGCCGCCGCUGCUCCCCUCCCCAGACACUUCUCCACGGCUCCCACCUGGGGGUCGCCCCCCCUUCACAGACCCCAGCUCUCCCUUGCUGCAGCCAUACCUGCAGCCCCAGGGAGUUAAUUCUUCUUCUUCGUGAGGACUGAGAACUGUAGAAAGCCACACACGUAAAUCCCUUCACCAAGAGCAUAUGCUAGUUUCGUGUAGAUAUUCACAGCUCAUUUUAGAGCUCUGUACAUAAUGUCAUGGGUCUUUGUUAUUUUUUGUUUUUGUUGGUUUUUUUUUUUUUUUUGGUUUUUGUAUCUUGUUGGAUGUACCUAGAUAUGGAAAAUGGAAGCCAAAUUUAUCUUUAAAGACUGUAUUUUCAAAAUAAAACUUUUUCUUGUUUGUUUCAA
Talpa occidentalis (Iberian mole) is the source of this 1829-nucleotide messenger RNA. It is a transcript of the gene OSR2, whose product is annotated as odd-skipped related transciption factor 2. Gene Ontology annotation, cellular component: nucleus. Gene Ontology annotation, molecular function: DNA-binding transcription factor activity, RNA polymerase II-specific; RNA polymerase II transcription regulatory region sequence-specific DNA binding. The record is from RefSeq and is a predicted model, not a curated record. Bases 480 to 1418 code for a protein of 312 amino acids. Lineage: Eukaryota; Metazoa; Chordata; Mammalia; Eulipotyphla; Talpidae. Gene Ontology annotation, biological process: urogenital system development; regulation of transcription by RNA polymerase II; embryo development. The transcript is spliced from 4 exons.